CCUUCGCGAAGGAAACUCCGUGAAGUUCGCCACUCGCGGGAUGAAGUAGGCUGCGAUCAGUCGCUGGUGCUAUUUUUUCUGUGAUGGGGACCAGACUUUUUUUAGUGGUGAUUUGGAUGUGUGCGUGUGUCGCUUACGAGUAUGACUCGGGGAGCCCGGCUGGAUACAUGAGUGAUUGCCCAGGCAUGAAUGCAUCAACAGAGUUCACAGACAAAACCCGGCGCUCGCUCAGCGUCGUGAUCAUGGGACCGGCAGCAGGCUACAUCAGGAGUAGGGAGACCAAGUGCCGGCUCAGCGUGGCUGGAGCGGCCUGCGCGGCUCGCUGGCUGGACCUAAGGAAGCGGAGAACACAGGUGCUGAUAGCCGGGUACCUGGACGCCUCCUUCUCCCCCGUAGUGCGGUCAGUAGCCGGCGCGUAUCUGAACCUGGGCCGCAACGUUAUCCUGGUCGAGGUGUUCCCUCUGCUCAUCCGGACUUAUCCCAUGGCAGCGCGCAUCACGCGGCCACUGGGCAGGCUUCUCGGCGAGUUCUUGGCCGAGCUGACUGGCCGCGGUCUACCUCCGAGCCGACUGGAGAUAUCAGGCGGCAGUCUGGGAGCCCACAUCGCUUACUACGCCUCCGUCAAGUAUCGGGAACUGACGGGGAGAAAGCCUGCACGGCUCACGGGAUUGGACCCGGCCGGACCGUGUUUCCGCAACCUGCCACCAUGGGAGCGCUUCAAUGCGGGCGGAGCGGAGCGAGUUGACGCUCUGCACACGAAUAUAGACGGGUUCGGCAUCGCUCAUCCAAUGGGACACGUGGAUUUCUAUGCUAAUGGCGGUGAAUUCCAACCAUCAAUGGUAGGAGACUUCAUCAUGCCAUGCUUCCUACUCUGCAGCCACCUCCGCUCCGCCUUCUACUGGCUUCUAGCCUACGAUAACCCCGACAAAUUCAUUGCAGUCCGUUGCGACACUAUGCAACAGGCCCGCAAAGGAGACUGCUAUAAUAAACCUAUAGUGCACAACUUCUUAGGACCUAAGACUAACCAUAGCAAGCCAGGUAUAUACUACCUGCCUACGUCUGAAAGAACGCCGUAUUAUUUGGGGGAAGCGGGGUUGAAGAAGAGGAGAUAUGGGCAUAAUGAUUAUUUAUUAAAGACGUCAGUGGAACCGGAGGGCGAUGUAAUGGUGUGACAAAUA
Messenger RNA from Cydia amplana, 1178 nucleotides. RefSeq names its product lipase member H-B-like. Gene Ontology annotation, molecular function: lipase activity. Bases 84 to 1172 code for a protein of 362 amino acids. The transcript has 6 exons. The record is from RefSeq and is a predicted model, not a curated record. NCBI's taxonomy places the organism in Eukaryota, Metazoa, Arthropoda, Insecta, Lepidoptera, Tortricidae. Gene Ontology annotation, biological process: lipid catabolic process.